AUCGUCUGCUCAGAUGACAGUCAGUCGUGCACGGAUCUUUGGGAAAUUCACAAGUUUGGUACUUAGUUGCUCAUUCGGAAAUUAGAAUGGACUCGAGAGAAAUUUGAUAGAAUUUAUCGCCUUCGACUGGAAUCGAUAAACGUUGCUUCCUGUUCAAAUAAAACCCCGAGACAGUGAUAACCCAUGACACAGGCGCGAACGAAAAGAAGCGUGAAUGAUGUUUUACGGCUUUGAGAUGCUUGGUAUGCUGCUGGCAUUUCACUUAUCCAUAGCAGGAUUAGAACUCAGUCAGCACACGGUCCCGGUUCUCGUCAAUCACAACUCGCUCGAUGAUCUGGAUGUUCACGAAUACGAGUUGACACAAUCGCAGAAUUUUCAACGACAGGACGCAUUGCUGAGAGCUUGCACGCAACUGAAAGAUCAAUUAGAGUACCAAUCGGUGGAUGAGUUGAAUUCGUUUCAAAUGAGCCAUUUGUUGAUUGACGAAGAACACAAAUUUCUUUACUGCUACGUUCCGAAGGUCGCAUGCACCAAUUGGAAGCGCAUUUUGAUGAUCAUGACAAACAAAUGGAACGGCACGGAUCCGCUUCAGAUUCCAGCCGACACAGCUCACUCGAAUGGAAUGUUCAAAACGUUCAGUUCGCUCACUCCGGAAGAACGGCUAACCGUACUGUCGGAUUACAAUCGAUUCGUGCUCGUGCGCCAUCCAUUUGAACGACUGCUGUCCGCUUUCCGAAACAAACUAGAGGGAAAUUCCAAGAGUGCCAAAUAUUUUCAGUCCCGAGUAGGUAAACAGAUCAUCAAAACGUUUCGACAGAACGCAUCGAACAGUUCGUUGGAGUACGGUCACGAUGUCACCUUCUUGGAAUUUAUCCAGUACUUGCUAACGCCGGAACUGAGCCGCAACUCGAACCUUUCUUUUAACGAGCACUGGGAACCGGCAUCCAAACUGUGCCAUCCGUGUCUACUGCAGUACAACAUCAUCGGCAAGUACGAGACGUUGGUUGACGAUUCGGCACUGGCACUUCAUCUGGCCGGUGUGAGUGGAAUCAGUUUUCCCAUUGCAUACAAAACGUCCGGCACCAACGAAAGGCUACGCAAGUAUUUUAACGACAUUCCACUACGGAUCAUCAAGAGUCUGUACCGUUUGUACGAGGACGAUUUUCGACUUUUCGAUUAUAGCUUGGAUGAGAUACUGGGCUUCGAGCUGGGAUGAGUUUUAAGUUUUCCGCAGAUCCGCUUUCGAUGCCAAAAAGUUGCAGUUAACAAGAAAUUGGUACCAAGUAUCAAGUUUUAUUUAGCAUAUGCGAACAAGAAGACUAUUUUGAUGGACAGGUUUUAGAGUAGCUUCUAGUGAUAGUUUGGACAACGCAAAAAUAAGGCGUAGCUUUAAAUUAUAACGAACUAAUAUUUUUUUUUACAAUCGAUGUAUACGCUUUAUACUGGCUUACUGGAAGGAAAUUUUCUUCAUCAUUGUACAACGACUAACAUUCGCAAUUUAUACUAAAUCGUUAGGCAUGAUUUACGAAACUGUUCCGUACUUAUAAUUACUACUUGUUAAAAACUCUGUGAUGGCAGCUUUUUGUCGUAAAUAAAUCUUUUUUUACAAUUGGCAA
Messenger RNA from Malaya genurostris, 1616 nucleotides. RefSeq names its product carbohydrate sulfotransferase 11. Gene Ontology annotation, cellular component: membrane. Gene Ontology annotation, biological process: carbohydrate biosynthetic process. The transcript has 4 exons. Gene Ontology annotation, molecular function: sulfotransferase activity. The record is from RefSeq and is a predicted model, not a curated record. The coding region runs from base 215 to 1216 and encodes 333 amino acids. Lineage: Eukaryota; Metazoa; Arthropoda; Insecta; Diptera; Culicidae.